Messenger RNA from Sorex araneus (European shrew), 1023 nucleotides. Its product is annotated as calcium homeostasis modulator protein 6-like. Gene Ontology annotation, molecular function: monoatomic cation channel activity. The transcript is spliced from 2 exons. The coding region runs from base 1 to 1023 and encodes 340 amino acids. NCBI's taxonomy places the organism in Eukaryota, Metazoa, Chordata, Mammalia, Eulipotyphla, Soricidae. The record is from RefSeq and is a predicted model, not a curated record.
AUGGAGAAGUUUCGCCUGGGGGUGAACCUAUACCUCAAAUAUCGCUCAGCCCUGGGCUGUGGCCUGGCAACCCUGCUGACAAUAAGCGGGGAGAGCAUCUUCUCCAACGUGGUGUUCCAGUGCCCCUGCAGCAACAAUACCUGGAACCUGGCCUACGGUUUGGUGUUCCUGUUGGUGCCGACCCUGGUGCUUUUCAUCCUGGGUUACCUGGUGAGAACACGCACGUGGAGGCUGUUGACCAACUGUUGCAAGCAAGGCUGCUGCCCUGAAAGCUGUAACGCUUGCCUGCAAAGUAGCAAGUGUUUCUGGCAGCUUAGUUGUUCGGUUGCUUCUUUGCCACUCACAUGGAUGGCCAUGGCGCUGCUUGAAGGUACCUAUUAUGUAUGUGCUGGCAGCGGGUGGAGCGUAAUUGUACGGCCCCUCUGUUCUGCCAUCUCUGAGAAUGACACUAAAAAAUACGAGGACUGCACUAAACAGAUGCCCCGGAUUCCCUGCAAGGAAUCAAACCUAUUACCCGAAAUGCAGACAUUUCCAAAGGUUCUCAAGGCUCAAUCUCAAGUUCUAGGCUGGAGCCUGAUUGGGUUCGUUAUUAUCUGCCUUAUGAUUGGCGCAAUUGCUUCCCAGUGCGGCUCUCCUAUAGGUUUUCAACAGCUGAAUUUUUGGAAAAUCUAUAUGAAACAGGAAGAGGAGAACUUUAAAAAAGAAGCAAAAGAGCAUGCUGCAGAAUUAGCCAAAAAGAAUGUCAAAUGUUUCUUUAUGCCACCCUCAGAUGCAAAGAACACCGGCAUCCCUUACACCCCAAGCCUUAAAAACUGGAAGGAAAUUUCAUCACUAUAUACUUUUUCAGAUCUUCCAGGUGAAAAUUACUAUAGUUUAUUGCACAAAUGUGCUGAAACUAAGAGUAAAAACAAUUCUGAAGUUGAAGAGAGUGAAAAGAGCUCUAAAGAUAACAAAAAGAUUGAAAGCAAUUCUGGAGAUAAUGAAAGUGGAGAUAAUAAAACUAAGUGUAAAAAACAAACCUAG